Molecule: messenger RNA, 2096 nt
Organism: Octopus bimaculoides (California two-spot octopus)
Lineage: Eukaryota; Metazoa; Mollusca; Cephalopoda; Octopoda; Octopodidae
Product: pseudouridylate synthase 7 homolog
Biological process (GO): pseudouridine synthesis
Cellular component (GO): nucleus
Molecular function (GO): RNA binding; pseudouridine synthase activity
Source: RefSeq, a predicted model, not a curated record
UCUAUCUAUCACUCGAAAGUUAUUGGAACAAAUUUGACACCUAUAUCCAUGCGUUUGAAAACACACAGAGUAUAAGGGUACUACUAAAGCAGAGUGGUCCCGAACGCGCAGUCGCGCGUCCGCGCUAGCUAGUCAUGGAACAGACCAAUGCUAAAAGAGUAAAUGAGGAAGAACAUGAAGGAAACAGUGUGAAAAAACAGAAAUUAGAAACCAUAUCAACAGAGGCUGAUGUCACAGAUGUAAGUCCAAAGACAGAAGAAUCGGCGCCAGCACUUGAAGAAGAGUAUGUUAACCCUAACGGUGAUGUAGAGGCAGCUGAAGAUACCAUCCAGAGAAAAUCACUGACUGAGAAAGAUGUUGGCAUCACAGAAUACAUUGGAGAGCACGAAGGAUUCCAUGCCAUUUUUAAACAGAGAUUUUCUGAUUUUAUUGUAAAUGAAAUUGAUAUGAAAGGAGAGAUUGUCAAGUUAACAGAUAUCUCAAAACCAAAAAGCCCAACAAAAGUUCUUGUUGAUGUUAGUGAUUGUCUUUCUGCUGAAAAUAUUAAGAAACUAAAUGAGAUCUCAACAAAACGGGAUAAAAAUUCUUCAGUUAUUCUUGAGGCUGGAGACGACAAAGCUGAGCGAACUAAGAUACAUCAAGCCAUCCGUGAUGGUUUUAUUGGCUUAGAAAGUACUACAGAAGUGAUUAACAACAAGAAAGUCAUCAAAGUGGUUUUGCAGGGCUCAAAAGGUCGUAAUGCUCGUGGUUCUUGGCCCCAGAAGAGAGGAAACUAUUGUAAGUUUGUACUUUAUAAGGAGAACAAAGACACUAUGGAUGCCAUCAACUUUAUUGCAAAUAAACUCAGAAUAAAGCCUGGACAGUUCCAAUAUUCAGGUACAAAAGACAGACGAGCCAAAACAUCUCAGUUAAUAACUAUAUUCAGAACUACAGGAGAACGUCUGUAUGAAUUAAAUAAGGCUUUGAAAAAUAUAUGCCUUGGUAACUUUAGCUAUGUUGAUGAAUGUCUGAAGCUUGGCCAGUUGUUGGGAAACAGGUUCAUCAUUGUCCUCAGGAAUGUCACUGGAACUGAUCCCAAUGUUGAACAAGCUUUGGAAUCCCUGAAAGAAAGAGGAUUUAUAAAUUAUUACGGAAUGCAAAGAUUUGGCACUACAUCCAUCCCAACAUACCACAUUGGUCGAGCUUUGCUACACAGCAACUGGAAGGAAGCUGUUGAACUCAUUCUAAAACCACGAGAUGGAGAAAAUGAUGACAUAACAGAAGCAAGGAAGAUUUGGUGGGAGACACGGAAUGCAAAAGAAGCGCUUUCAAAAGCACCAAAAUGCCACAGACUAGAGAGACUUCUACUGGAAGGAUUAUCAAGUCAAGGAGGGAACAACUAUGCAAAUGCUUUAAUAUUUAUUCCUCGGAACACUCGGUUGAUGUAUGUCCACAGUUACCAAAGUUAUGUCUGGAAUACAAUGGUCUCUCAAAGAAUCAAACAGUUUGGUCUGGUGCCCGUCAUUGGAGAUUUAGUUUACGACAAGACAGACGUGACUGCUGUGAACACAGAUGCAUGCAAGGAGGAACCACACACCAUCACUGCUGACAACAUCUCAAAAUAUACAAUACAUGAUAUUGUGAUGCCUUUACCUGGUUUUAGUAUCUCGUACCCUGAUAAUGAAGCCAAAAAUUGGUACAAAGAAAUCUUAAGCAAAGAUGGCCUGGAUGUUGAUAACCUACGGCAUUCAAACAAAGAUUAUUCUUUACCUGGCGCCUACAGGAAAAUGGUGAUCAAGUCUACAAGUGUUUCUUGGAAAAUCUAUCGGUACAAUGAUAUGAAGAUCCCCCUCUCUUACAGUGAUUAUGAAUUGUUAAACGGCCACAAGGAACCUGAGUCAAUUGAAGGUAGCCCUUUUAAAUGUCUUAAGUUAUUUUAUUAUUGUUUAACCCUUCAGCAUUUGAUCCAUCAUUUAAUCCAGCAUUUAAUCCAGCCAUAUCCGGUCCAAAUAGUUUAUCUGUUUGAUGUUAAAACUGACCGGAUCCAAUCUCUCACAUCUACCCUACAGUGUCAUUCUAAAACUAUACAAACACACCACUGAAACCUUGAAGCUACA